Molecule: messenger RNA, 1596 nt
Organism: Zygosaccharomyces rouxii
Lineage: Eukaryota; Fungi; Ascomycota; Saccharomycetes; Saccharomycetales; Saccharomycetaceae
Gene: DLD2
Product: D-lactate dehydrogenase
Exons: 1
Coding region: 1-1596 (531 amino acids)
Cellular component (GO): mitochondrion
Molecular function (GO): catalytic activity; FAD binding
Source: RefSeq, a predicted model, not a curated record
AUGAUCAGAUCCUCUGUUUUAAGGCCUUUAUGCAGGCUAACAGUUUCCAAACCAUGGGGUAAGUUUAGAAUCCCUCAAACGGUUUCUUCACCAUGUUUGAAAGCCACUUACGCUACGAAGGUCACUCCAAAGCUAACUGCAGAGGCGUACCCAUCUGUGAAGAGAGAUUCCAAGUACAAGCAGCUUUCCUCAGAAGAUAUCACCUUUUUCGAAUCAAUCCUUUCCCAACAGGAAUUAUUACAGGCAAACGAUCAAGAUGCUUUGGAAUUCUACAAUGAAGAUUGGAUGAGAAAAUACAGAGGCCAGAGUCGUCUAGUUUUGAGACCAAAGACAGUGCAAAAAGUUUCUCAAAUUUUGAAAUACUGUAAUGAUAAUCAUAUAGCCGUUGUACCUCAAGGUGGUAACACUGGUCUGGUUGGUGGAUCGGUUCCCAUCUUCGACGAGGUUAUUCUUUCCCUAAACUAUUUGAACCAGGUUAGAGAUUUUGAUCCUGUUAGUGGUAUCUUGAAAUGUGAUGCUGGUUUGAUCCUAGAAAAUGCCGAUCAAUACUUGGCAGAGCAUGGUUACAUCUUUCCGCUAGAUUUGGGUGCUAAGGGAUCUUGUCACGUUGGCGGUGUAGUUGCUACUAAUGCUGGUGGGUUAAGACUGCUUCGUUAUGGUUCCUUGCACGGUAGUGUCUUGGGUUUGGAGGUUGUUUUACCAAACGGUGACAUUGUUAGCAGCAUGCAUGCUCUAAGAAAGGAUAAUACUGGUUACGAUUUAAAGCAACUGUUUAUUGGUUCCGAAGGUACCAUUGGUGUAAUUACAGGUGUAUCCAUUUUAACACCACCAAGACCAAAAGCGUUUAACGUUAGUUUCCUAGCAUUGGAAAAUUUCCAAGCUGUACAAAACGUCUUUGUAAAGGCUAAGAAAGACUUGGCAGAAAUAUUAUCAGCUUUUGAAUUCAUGGAUUCCUACUCACAAGAUUUGACUAAAAAACAUGUAGAAAAUCUGAACCAUCCAUUCGAAGAGGAACACCCUUUUUACGUGCUAAUUGAAACUUCUGGUUCCAACAAGGAACACGAUGACGCUAAAUUAGAGGCAUUUUUAGAAUCUGUUAUUGAAGAUGGGCUUGUUGUGGAUGGUGUAGUUGCCCAAGACGAGACCGAAUUGCAAAACUUGUGGCAAUGGAGAGAAUUGAUUCCUGAAUCUGCCCAAGCUGGUGGCGGUGUCUACAAAUACGAUAUUUCAUUGCCUUUGAAAGAUCUAUAUUCCCUAGUGGAAGCAGCCAACCAGAGACUAGAACAAGUGGGUAUUCUAGGUGAUGCACCAAAACCUGUCAUCAGGGCAAUUGGUUACGGUCACGUAGGUGAUGGUAACUUGCAUUUAAACGUUGCAGUUAGAGAAUACUCUAAACAGGUCGAAGAAGCUCUAGAGCCAUUUGUCUAUGAAUUCGUCUCAUCAAAGCAAGGUUCCAUCAGUGCUGAACACGGUCUUGGAUUUCAAAAGAAGAACUACAUUGGCUAUACCAAGACUGGACCUGAGAUCAAGCUGAUCAAGGAUCUCAAGAACCAUUACGACCCUAACGGUAUCUUGAACCCUUACAAAUACAUCUAA